UCUGUCUGUUCUUAGCUGGCCCCACCAAUCCCUACCAUUAUGCCUGCUCUACUAGAGAGGCCCAAACUGUCCAAUGCCAUGGCACGCGCCCUGCACAAGCACAUCAUGCGCGAGCGAGACCGCAAGAGACAAGGUAAGAAAGAACACUCUCUACCCAAUGACACAGGUAACACACUGACCACGUUUACAUGAGCACAGUAUUCCGGAUAGUAGCUCAUAUCCCACUUAAGGUGUUAUUCGGGAUACGCUGUUUACAUGCACCUUUUGAUAUCCCUCUCAUGAGUUUCCCUGUAAUCAUGAAUAAACAGAAUAUUCUUAAUUUAAGUAUAAGGGUUAAAUGGAAUAGUAACUGAAAUAUGGACACUGACUGUAGGCCUAUAACAUUUCACAUGUAGCGUAAUAUAAUAUGAACUCCUGCAGAAUUAUGCAUUUAUUUUAGUGAAAUUAUAGAUUUCUUUCUUUCAGUAUCUCUUGAUAAAAUGUAUUGCGUUAUCUUUGACACUGUUAUGCAAGCAGACAGUAUUUCAACCACAUAAAAUAUGCACCCAAGACGAACUGAAGUCUUAUCAGAAAAGUGUUAAGUCAUUUUCUCAGCUUUUCAUUUCCUUAAAACCGGGCAAACUGAUGACACUAGACAUUUAACCCAGGACCAAUCUUUCUACUGUUUUGGAGUUAUUGCGUUUUCUCUCUGGUCCCUAAACGAAACAGACAACUUUAUUGGUGUUAACUAGAUUACUAAUGCAUUCAUUCUAUCGAUGUAAUACAUUAUUCUGGUGAUCACUACUUUAUUUAGUCUUCUGGGGCAACAAGUUAUGACAAACAAAUGACCCACCAAAUGUCGGAAAUUAUAAUAUGGCCUGCCAUAUUUCGGAAAUUAUAAGCAGAAUUAGAAUUGUCUAAAUUAGGGGUGAAAGUAGCCAAUAGUAAAUUAAUUAUAGUAGGCUAAAUUAUAAUGGAAUUAUUAUGGUGGAUUGAACUGCGCAGGUAUGCUACUUUUUGAAGGGAAUUGUUUGGCAAUCAGAUGAAAACAUCAUCACACAACACCCAUGAUAUGCAAAACUCCAUAUCAAAAACAACAGUAAACGGGGUAAGAUGUUUACAUGCCACAGUAUCCCGUCUUAGAUCAGCAUAACCCAGGCAUCUUAUUAGGGCUUCUCAUAACCGGGAUACAAGCCUUUUCAGGUUAUUGUAAACAGGAUAUGAUGUUUAUAUGCGUCAACUCAAAAACAGAAUGCUUGAGUAUCCCGAAUAAUAACAGGAUAUUGGUGUGCAUGUAAACGUGGUCAUUGAUACCAACUCCUGUCCUGUAACCCCCUCAUCCAACCUUGUGUCGCAGAGGAAGAAGAAGUAGACAAAAUGAUGGAGCAGAAGCAGAAGGAGGAGGAGGAAAGGAAGAGGAAGAAAGAGGUGGAGGAGAGAAUGUCUUUAGAUGAGACGAAAGAGCAGGUGCGUUAUUGAGAUUUUUUGAAAUUGCCCAGGGCCUGCCUCGCAUUCUAUUCCCCUUACUCAACUCCUUUCUCGUUGUCCUCUCUCUGCCUUAGAUCAUGAAGAUGGGGGAGAAGCUACAGGGGCUACAAGAGGAGAAACACCAGCUCUUCCUCCAGUUGAAGAAAGUGCUCCAUGAGGAGGAGAAGCGACGGAGGAAAGAACAGAGGUAAAGGCUCUACCGGCUCUUGAAUGAACUUUCUGGGGGUCUUACAAAAAUCACUUAUCCCUAGCCUGGUGGUCCCAGAUCUAUAUGUGCUGUCUUGACAACAUCUAUGGUUGUUGUUGUUGACAUCAUACAUACAGCGUAUACAUUUCUGGAACCACCAGGCUAACACAUCCCCACAUUCCCCAGCAACCUUAUUGGCUUUUGAUGUGAGAUUCAGUCCUAGUUGCUGGUAGAUUAGCAUUAACGUUGUUACCAUCCGCACACAUUGUUAAUACUGACUGCUAGUGUGUGACUAUGGACAUGAUCUUACUUUCUUUCCCCAUUGGUUUCUUGUAGUGACAUGACAACCCUGACAUCUGCUACUUACCAGCCCAGCAUGGCUAUCCACUCCCACUCAGGACAACACCUGCUCAGCAUGCAAGGUAAUUCACACUGAUUUUAUGUAGCACAAGCUUGAUUGUUAAUACACACAAACUGUGUAUUAUCAUUCUCUCCAUGUCUCCUUCCUCUAUAUCAAUGAUCAGCGAGUCAAGUGAGUCACGGCCGGUCUGCUGCUCUUCUUGGAGAACGCAGUAAACAGCUCUUCCAGUCCCCUGUCCUUCCGGUGAGUUUGCAGACUUCUUAUACUGAACAAAAAUAUUAACGCAACGUGUGUUGGUCCCAUGUUUCAUGAGCUGAAAUAAAAGAUCCCAGAAAUGUUUUGUGCACAAAUUAGUUUACAUCCCUGUUAGUGAGCGUUUCUCCUUUGCCAAGAUAAUCCAUCCACCUGACAGGUGUGGCAUAUCAAGAAGCUGAUUGAAAAGGAUGAUCAUUACACAGGUGCACCUUGUGCUGGGGACAAUAAAGGCCACUCUAAGAUGUGCAGCUUUGUUACACAACACAAUGCCACAGAUGUCUCACGUUUUGAGGGAGUGUGCAAUUGGCCUGCUGACUGUAGGAAUGUCCACCAGAGCUGUUGCCAGUGAAUUGAAUGUUAAUUUCUCUACCAUAAACCGCCUCCAACGCUUUAGAGAAUUUGGCAGACCACGUGGAACCCUGCCAGCCCAGGACCUCCACAUCCGGCUUCUUCACCUGAGGCAUCAUCUGAGACCAGCCACCCGGACAGCUGAUGAAACUGUUGGUUUGCACAACCAAAGAAGUUCUGCACAAACUGUCAUAAUCCGUCUCAGGGAAGUUCAUCAUCGUGCUCGUCAUCCUUACCAGGGUCUUGACCUGACUGCAGGCAGGUUUCGUAACUGACUUCAGUGGGCAAAUGCUCACGUUCGCUGGCAUGCUGGAGAAGUGUGCUCUUCAUGGAUGAAUCCCGGAUUCAACUGUACCGGGCAGAUCACAACGUGUAUGGCGCCGUAUGGGCGAGCAGGUUCAUGAUGUCAACGUUGUAAACAGAGUGCCCCAUGGAGGCGGUGGGUUUAUGGUAUGGGCAGGCAUAAGCUACGGACAACGAACACAAUUGCAUUUUAUCGAUGGCAAUAUGAAUGCACAGAGAUACAGUGAGGGAAAAAAGUAGUUGAUCCCCUGCUGAUUUUGUACGUUUGCACACUGACAAUGACAUGAUCAGUCUAUACUUUUAAUGGUAGGUUUAUUUGAACAGUGAGAGACAGAAUAACAACAAAUAAAUCCAGAAAAAUGCAUGUAAAAAAUGUUAUAAAUUGAUUUGCAUUUUAAUGAGGGAAAUAAGGAUUUGACCCCUCUGUAAAACAUUACUUAGUACUUGGUGGCAAAACCCUUGUUGGCAAUCACAGAGGUCAGACGUUUCUUGUAGUUGUCCACCAGGUUUGCACACAUUUCAGGAGGGAUUUUGUUCCACUCCUCUUUGCAGAUCUUCUCCAAGUCAUUAAGGUUUCGAGGCUGACGUUUGGCAACUCGAACCUUCAGCUCCCUCCACAGAUUCUCUAUGGGAUUAAGGUCUGGAGACUGGCUAGGCCACUCCAGGACCUUAAUGUGCUUUUUCUUGAGCCACUCCUUUGUUGCCUUGGCCGUGUGUUUUGGGUCAUUGUCAUGCUGGAAUACCCAUCCACGACCCAUUUUCAAUGCCCUGGCUGAGGGAAGGAGGUUCUCACCCAAGAUUUGAUGGUACAUGGCCCCGUCCAUCGUCCCUUUGAUGUGGUGAAGUUGUCCUGUCCCCUUAGCAGAAAAACACCCCCAAAGCAUAACGUUUCCACCUCCAUGUUUGAUGGUGGGGAUGGUGUUCUUGGGGUCAUAGGCAGCAUUCCUCCUCCUCCAAACACAAACACGGCGAGUUGAGUUGAUGCCAAAGAGCUCGGUUUUGGUCUCAUCUGACCACAACACUUUCACCCAGUUCUCCUCUGAAUCAUUCAGAUGUUCAUUGGCAAACUUCAGUCGGCCCUGUAUAUGUGCUUUCUUGAGCAGGGGGACCUUGCAGGCGCUGCAGGAUUUCAGUCCUUCACGGUGUAGUGUGUUACCAAUUGUUUUCUUGGUGACUAUGGUCCCAGCUGCCUUGAGAUCAUUGACAAGAUCCUCCCGUGUAGUUCUGGGCUGAUUCCUCACCGUUCUCAUGAUCAUUGCAACUCCACGAGGUGAGAUCUUGCAUGGCGCCCCAGGCCGAGGGAGAUUGACAGUUCUUUUGUGUUUCUUCCAUUUGCGAAUAAUCGCACCAACUGUUGUCACCUUCUCACCAAGCUGCUUGGCGAUGGUCUUGUAGCCCAUUCCAGCCUUGUGUAGGUCUACAAUCUUGUCCCUGACAUCCUUGGAGAGCUCUUUGGUCUUGGCCAUGGUGGAAUCUGAUUGAUUGAUUGCUUCUGUGGACAGGUGUCUUUUAUACAGGUAACAAGCUGAGAUUAGGAGCACUCCCUUUAAGAGUGUGCUCCUAAUCUCAGCUCGUUACCUGUAUAAAAGACACCUGGGAGCCAGAAAUCUUUCUGAUUGAGAGGGGGUCAAAUACUUAUUUCCCUCAUUAAAAUUCAAAUCAAUUUAUAACAUUUUUGACAUGCGUUUUUCUGGAUUUUUUUGUUGUUAUUCUGUCUCUCACUGUUCAAAUAAACCUACCAUUAAAAUUAUAGACUGAUCAUUUCUUUGUCAGGUGGGCAAACGUACAAAAUCAGCAGGGGAUCAAAUACUUUUUUCCCUCACUGUACAUUUUACAUUUACAUUUUAGUCAUUUAGCAGACGCUCUUAUCCAGAGCGAUUUACAGUUAGUGAGUGCAUACAUGUCGCAAGGAUCUGUACACAAUUCCUGGAGGCUGAAGCUGAAAAUGUCUCAGUUCUUCCAUGGCCUGCAUACUCACCAGACAUGUCAGACAUUGAGCGUGUUUGGGAUGCUCUGGAUCAACGUGUACGACAGCUGGUUGAAGUUCCCGCCAAUAUCCAGCAACUUCGCACAGCCAUAGAAGAGAAGUGGGACAACAUUCCACAAGCCACAAUCAACAGCCUGAUCAACUCUAUGUGAACGAGAUGUGUUGCUCUGCAUGAGGCAAAUAGUGGUCACACCAAAUACAGACUGGUUUUCUGGUCCAACCCCCUACUUUAUUUUAAAGGUAUCUGUGACCAACAGAUGCAAAUCUGUAUUCCCAGUCAUGUGAAAUCUAUAGAUUAGGGCCUAAUGAGUUUAUUUCAGUUCACUGAUUUCCUUAUAUGAACUGUAACUCAGUAAAAUCUUUGAAAUUGUUGAAUGUUGCAUUUUUAUAUUUUUAUUCAGUGUUGAAAUAGUGUUCUUAGGGUUCCCAUUUGGCCUCAAGCACCUCAGUCAGUGUAUACAGCAGGCAGCUGUUCCUGUUGAUUAUAAUUAGGACUUCAGGGACUUGAGGAAUGACCAUUGGGGACACAAGAUGCUGUAGUUGUUAUACUUAAUUGUUCUAUAAUUAAUUUUGUUCUGGCCUGAAUGUAAUAUAAUAAACUCAGCAAAAAAAGAAACGUCCUCUCACUGUCAACUGCAGGUUUUUUUCAGCAAACUUAACGUGUAAAUAUUUGUAUGAACAUAACAAGGUUCAACAACUGAGACAUAAAAUGAACAAGUUCCACAGACAUGUGACUAACAGAGAUUGAAUAAUGUGUCCCUGAACAAAGGGGGGGUCAAAGUCAAAAAUAACAGUCAGUAUCUGGUGUGGCCACCAGCUGCAUUAAGUACUGCAGUGCAUCUCCUCCUCAUGGACUGCACCAGAUUUGCCAGUUCUUGCUGUGAGAUGUUACCUCACUCUUCCACCAAGGCACCUGCAAGUUCCCUGACAUUUCUGGGGGGAAUGGCCCUUGCCCUCACCCUCCGAUCCAACAGGUUCCAGAUGUGCUCAAUGGGAUUGAGAUCCAGGCUCUUCGCUGGCCAUGGCAGAACACUGACAUUCCUAUCCUGCAGGAAAUCACGCACAGAACAAGCAGCAUGGCUGGUGGCAUUGUCAUGCUGGAAGGUCAUGUCAGGAUGAGCCUGCAGGAAGGGUACCACAUGAGGGAGGAGGAUGUCUUCCCUGUAACGCACAUCGUUGAGAUUGCCUGCAAUGACAUCUAGCUCAGUCCGAUGAUGCUGUGACACACCGCCCCAGACCAUGACAGACCCUCCACCUUCAAAUCGAGUACAGAGUACAGGCCUCGGUGUAACGCUCAUUCCUUCGACGAUAAACACGAAUCCGACCAUCACCCCUGGUGAAACAAAACCGCGACUCGUCAGUGAAGAGCACUUUUUGCCAGUCCUGUCUGGUCCUGCGACGGUGUUGCCGGUGAUGUCUGGUGAGGACCUGCUUUACAACAGGCCUACAAGCCCUCAGUCCAGCCUCUCUCAGCCUAUUGCGGACAGUCUGAGCACUGAUGGAGGGAUUGUGUGUUCCUGGUGUAACUCGGGCAGUUGUUGUUGCCAUCCUGUACCUGUCCCGCAGGUGUGAUUUUCGGAUGUACCGAUCCUGUGCAGGUGUUGUUACAUGUGGUCUGCCACUGCGAGGAAGAUCAGCUGUCCGUCCUGUCUCCCGGUAACGCUGUUUUAGGCGUCUCACAGUACGGACAUUGCAAUUUAUUGCCCUGGCCACAUCUGCAGUCCUCAUGCCUCUUUGCAGGAUGCCUAAGGCAUGUUCACGCAGGGACCCUGGGCAUCUUUCUUUUGGUGUUUUUCAUAGUCAGUAGAAAGGCCUCUUUAGUGUCCUAAGUUUUCAUAACUGUGACCUUAAUUGCCUACCGUCUGUAAGCUGUUAGUGUCUUAACGACCGUUCCACAGGUGCAUGUUCAUACAUAGUUUAUGGUUAAUUGAACAAGCAUGGGAAACAGUGUUUAAACCCUUUACAAUGAAGAUCUGUGAAGUUAUUUGGAUUUUUACAAAUUAUCUUUGAAAAACAGGGUCCUGAAAAAGGGACGUUUCUUUUUUUGCUGAGUUUAUAUGCAAUUACAGUACAUUGAAUUUGUCUGAAAACGUGUCCUGUAUGUUGUUUGACAGGGGCGUCACUACCAGAGCCAACCAGGGAUGAGCUCCGGGGGCUUGGAGCAUGGGCAGUAUACAGCCAGCCAGGCAGCCCACGGCCCCUACGGCCAGCUCACCCAGGCACAGCACGCCUCUCCCUUCGCCCCCAGCCAGACUGUCCCUGUCAGCUACGCCAGCAGCUCACAGCUCAGAGGUAAGGUUUUGAAUUUUGAAUGUAAUUGUUAUUUCAGAGACGUGUUGUCUAUGUGAGAUUUUCAAAGUAAAUAAUGUCUGGUAGCCUGCUCACAGAUCUGUUGUCUUGUUACGCCAAACAUGUUUGACAAUGAUCUAAGGAGUUGUCACGACCGCACAAACGGAUCUAGGGAACAGGCUUUGAAUCUUUAGGUAUUAUGUGUUUCAAGGUGACUAUGUUGAGGUUAUUAUGAGAAUGAGAACCCUAAUGUGUAUGCUGUUUGUGCGUGUUUCAUUCAUAAACCCCUCAUUAUGUCCCCUCCUCUGUGUCCAGGUGCCUCAGCCUUCCAAGCCAUGCAGUACCUGCCUCACCAACAGCAGGGCUACGCUGUACACAGCCACUUUACCUCCCAGCCAGGUACCUUACACCUGUGUGUCUGUGUCUACUAAAAGCUAUAUGUUGUUGUAGGCCCUGUUGUGAUUGUGGCACAGUAUGUAUAAGAAGGUUUAGGCUAUACGUAAAGGCGCUGGGAUGACUUGGUGUACUGACUGUAACGGUAAUUGAAUAACCAUGUAACUGCUGGUUAUGGAUGAAGACCGCCAUGAAAAUAAAACAACCUCCCAAAACCGUUUAAAUACGCCUACAUUCAUAUAUAUAUACUCUACCGUUCAAAAGUUUGGGGUCACUUAGAAAUGUCCUUGUGUUCGAAAGAAAAGCAUUUUUUUUGUCCAUUAAAAUAACAUAAAAUUGAUCAGGAAUACAGUGUAGACAUUGUUAAUGUUGUAAAUGGCUAUUGUAGCUGGAAACGGCUGAUUUUUUUAUGGAAUAUCUACAUAGGCGUACAGAGGCCCAUUAUCAGCAACCAUCAGUCCUGUGUUCCAAUGGCACGUUGUGUUUGCUAUUCCAAGUUUAUCAUUUUAAAAGGCUAAUUGAUCAUUAGAAAACCAUUUUGUAAUUAUGUUAGCACAGCUGAAAACUGUUGUGCUGAUUUAAAGAAGCAAUACAACUGACCUUCUUGAGAGUAGUUGAGUAUCUGGAGCAUCAGCAAUUGUGGGUUCGAUUACAGGCUCAAAAUGACCAGAAACAAUUAACUUUCUUCUGAAACUCGUUAGUCUAUUCUUGUUCUGAGAAAUGAAGGCUAUUCUAUGCGAGAAAUUGCCAAAAAACUGAAGAUCUCGUACAACGCUGUGUACUACUGCCUUCGCAGAACAGCGCAAACUGGCUCUAAUGUAGAAUGUAGAAAAUCUAAUGUAGACUAUUUUUGUUUUAUAUCCUACAGAAAGGAUUAAAACAAAUUACCCCCUUCUCCCCAAUUUCGUGAUAUCCAAUUGCGAUCCAAUUACGGUCUUGUCUCAUCGCUGCAACUCCCCAAUGGGCUCCGGAGAGGCGAAGGUCAAGUCAUGCGUCCUCCGAAACAUGACCCGCCAAACCGUGCUUCUUAACACCCGCCUGCUUAACCCGGAAGCCAGCCGCCCAAUGUGUCGGAGGAAACACCGCUCAACUGACGACCGAAGUCAGCCCUCAGGCGCCUGGCCCGCCACAAGGAGUCGCUAGAGCGCGAAGAGCCAAGUAAAGCCUUCCCUAACCCGGACGACGCUGGGCCAAUUGUGCACCGCCCUAUGGGACUCCCGGUCACGGCCGGUUGCGACACAGCCUGGGAUCGAACCCGGGUCUGUAGUGCCUUAGACCGCUGCGCCACUCGGGAGGCCCUAAGGCAAGGUUUUUAAUGGUUGGAUUUUGGCUAUUAAAAGUCUUUAUUUAGGUUAUGGAAAUGUGUUUAUUUAUUUAUUUCACCUUUAUUUAACUAGGUAAGCCAGUUGAGAACAAGUUCUCAUUUACAACUGCGACCUGGCCAAGAUAAAGCAAAGCAGUGCGAUUUAAAAACAACAACAACACAGAGUUACAUAUGGAAUAAACAAAACGUACAGUCAAUAACACAAUAGAAAAUCUAUAUACAGUGUGUGCAAAUGUAGUAAGUUAUGGAGGUAAGGCAAUAAAUAGGCCAUAGUCAAAAUAAUUACAAUUUAGUAUUAACACUGGAGUGAUAGAUGUGCAGAAGAUGAUGUGCAAAUAGAGAUACUGGGGUGCAAAUGAGCAUAAUAAAUAACAAUGUAAAUAACAAUAUGGGGAUGAGGUAGUAGGGUGGGCUAAUUACAGAUGGGCUGUGUACAGGUGCAGUGAUCGGUAAGCUGCUCUGACAACUGAUGCUUAAAGUUAGUGAGGGAGAUAAGUGUCUCCAGCUUCAGAGAUUUUUGCAGUUCGUUCCAGUCAUUUGCAGCAGAGAACUGGAAGGAAUGGCGGCCAAAGGAGGUGUUGGCUUUGGAGAUGACCAGUGAGAUAUACCUGCUGGAACGCAUACUACGGGUGGGUGUUGCUAUGGUGACCAAUGAUCUAAGAUAAGGCGGGGAUUUGCCUAGAAGUGAUUUAUAGAUGACCUGGAGCCAGUGGGUUUGGCGACGAAUAUGUAGUGAGGGCCAGCCAACGAGAGCGUACAGGUCACCAUGGUGGGUAGUAUAUGGGGCUUUGGUGACAAAACGGAUGGCACUGUGAUAGACUUCAUCCAAUUUGCUGAGUAGAGUGUUGGAAGCUAUUUUGUAAAUGACAUCGCUGAAGUCAAGUAUCGGUAGGAUAGUCAGUUUUACGAGGGCAUGUUUAGCAGCAUGAGUGAAGGAGGCUUUGUUGUGAAAUAGGAAGCCGAUUCUAGAUUUAACUUUGGAUUGGAGAUGCUUAAUGUGAGUCUAGAAGGAGAGUUUACAGUCUAACCAGACACCUAGAUAUUUGUAGUUGUCCACAUAUUCUAAGUCAGACCCGCCUAGAGUAGUGAUUCUAGUCGGGCGGGCGGGUGCAAGCAGUGAUCGAUUGAAGAGCAUGCAUUUAGUUUUACUAGCGUUUUAAGAGCAGUUGGAGUCCACGGAAGGAGUGUUGUUUGGCAUUGAAGCUUGUUUGGAGAUUUGUUAACACAGUGUCCAGUGAAGGGCCAGAUGUAUACAAAAUGGUGUCGUCUGCAUAGAGGUGGAUCUGAGAGUCACCAGCAGCAAGAGCGACAUCAUUGAUAUACACAGAGAAUAGAGUCGGCCAGAGAAUUGAACCCUGUGGCACCCCCAUAGAGACUGCCAGAGGUCCAGACAACAGGCCCUCCAAUUUGACACAUUGAACUCUAUCUGAGAAAUAGUUGGUGAACCAGGCGAGGUAGUCAUUUGAGAAACCAAGGCUAUUUAGUCUGCCAAUAAGAAUGCGGUGAUUGACAGAGUCAAAAGCCUUGGCCAGGUCGAUGAAGACGGCUGCACAGUACUGUCUAUUAUCGAUCGCGGUUAUUAUAUAAUUUAGGACCUUGAGCGUAGCUGAGGUGCACCCAUGAUCAGCUCGGAAACCAGAUUGCAUAGCGGAGAAGGUACGGUGGGAUUCUAAAUGGUCGGUGAUCUGUUUGUUAACUUUCAAAUACUUUCGAAAGGCAGGGCAGGAUGGAUAUAGGUCUGUAACAGUUUGGAUCUAGAGUGUCACCCCCUUUGAAGAGGGGGAUGACCGUGUCAGCUUUCCAAUCUCUGGGGAUCUCAGAAGAUACGAAAGAGAGGUUGAACAGGCUAGUAAUAGGGGUUGCGACAAUUUCGGCGGCUAAUUUUAGAAAGAAAGGGUCCAGAUUGUCUAGCCCAGCUGAUUUGUAGGGGUCCAGAUUUAGCAGCUCUUUCAGAACAUCAGCUAUCUGAAUUUGGGUGAAGGAGAAGCGGGGCGGGCAUGGGACAAGUUGCAGCGGAGGGUGCAGAGCUGGUGGCCGGGGUAGGGUUAGCCAGGUGGAAUGCAUGGCCAGCCGUAGCAAAAUGCUUAGUGAAAUUCUCGAUUAUCGUAGAUUUAUCGGGGGUGACAAUGUUUCCUAGCCUCAGUGCAGUGGGCAGCUGGGAGGAGGUGCUCUUAUUCUCCAUGGACUUUACAGUGUCCCAAAACAUUUUGGAGUUAGUGCUACAGGAUGCAAAUUUCUCUUUGAAAAAGCUAGCCUUUCCUUUCCUAACUGAUUAUGUAUAUUGGUUCCUGUAUAUUAGAAUAUCAUUCCAAUGUUGGGCAAAUAGGCCUAUUAGAAUGCACAUUUUACUCUCUCAGCCUGUCUGCGUGCCCGCCGGCCCAGAGCUGAGGUUUCGUGUGCCUGGAGUUGCUGUAGCAUUUGCAUUGUCUAUAGGCUAUGGCUAGGUACUAUGGUAUUCUAGAGAAUAUGGUUGUAUCUCCCUGACCUGAACUGAAUGCACACUGUAAAAUGUGCAAAGUAUUUCAGCCUCGCGCUGCAACACUGCCUGACUGGGGACUGUGCAUGCACACGCGAAGAGCUGAGUGACAGUUUCAUUUUUAGAAGCUCAGUGCACAGGCAUAAAAGUUUGUUUAAUUUACUUGAAACGAAAGUCUACUGAAGUUAGACUUUGUCCUUGUAUUCCUCGGCUAAUUACAUAGUUUUGUUCACAAGCUAGGUUGUUUUUCAAAGUUUGAGUUUCAACUGCUAGGGAGAAGCAACACGGAUACUAGUCAAACUCUCAAUCUCACAGGCAUAAACAUGCAUUUUUGUCUCUGUUUAAAAGACUCUGGUCACAAAACAUUAAAUUAAAUUAAACAAUAUAACAUUACUUCUUACUAGUAAUACAUUUAUUAUUUUAGAAACAUUACAAAGCAUGCUCAUCUGUUUUUUUUGUGUGUUUUGUUGGUGUAAUUGUAGAGGAAAAAAAUUAGUUUGGCUGGUAAAAAAUCUGAGUGGCUGGUAGAUUUAAAAGAAAUACCUGCCACAGUGGCAGGUGUACCAAUAAGUACCUUUUAGGCCCUGGCCGUUAGCAAGUGGUGGCGCUCAAAAAGUUCAAGGUGACCAUACUUCAGUGACUGAAGAGGGAGGGUGAAGGAGAGAAAGUGAAGGCUGGGCAACACACACACAUUCUUUAUUGUAUAUUGUUGUUUAAUGGGGCAGCUGGUGGUGGAAUGUAAUGUCUCUAACUUAAGUUGAUUCAGUAACCAGUUCACAAUAACAUUGUUUGUUCUCUAUUAGAUAUAUUGUAUACAUGUGGUUAGCAUGUUCAAUUAAUACAUUAUAAUUACUAAUAAUGUAAUGGAUGUUUGUCUGUUUUCAUUUAAGAUGCAAAAAUGUUUGUUUCUUAACAAAUGAAGUUUAUGUAGUAUAGACUGUAUCUGUCUCAGAAAUACACCAAUUAAUUUAAAAGAACUGCAAAUGACCUAGACCCAUUUUGGCAUAUCAAAACAUUAAAAAAACAAGUAUUUUAAUUUCGAGAUGGUUCAAGUUCAGUUUGGGACAGUUGAAAUUGCACUUCCGGACGGUACCAGGAAGGUGAGGAAUAAAGUUAGUCGCGAGCCUAGACUACUACUCACUAUUCUCUUGCUUCACUCCAUUUUGCUCUUUUAAACAUAUUCUCUAUUUUGUCGCCAGGAUUUAUCCCUAGUGCUGGGAUCCCUCUGCAGAAGCAGCUGGAACAUGCCAAUCAACAAUCUGGCUUCACUGACUCUGUAAGAUCGUUGGGCCCCUUAUAGAGUGGCAAAGUAGCAUUGCACACAAUUAAAUAAUAUGGUGUUAAGUGUUGUAAACCAUGCAGUGUUCAAACAAUCCGUUUUAAGAGGUUGAUCACAAGCAGUGUACUGUAUCUCAGUUUGUGGGUGGGUCAUCGGUGGUUAACUCACACGUAACUGGCCCUUAAUCUUUGUAUGCUGUGUUUUUGUGGUGGUUUCAGAGUGCUCUACGGACCAUGCACCCUCAGGCGCUUCAUGCCAGUGCUGCAGGCCUGCUGCCUACCCCCUCCCUCGCAGUGCAGAUCACUCCUGCCAAGGUAAGGACAACCCUCCAUACCCACCUACCCUGGGUCGUGUUCAUUAGGACAAAUGUAGCAAAAUGUUUUGCAAUGAAAAAUGAAGCAAGUGUUUCUUAUUGGACAGGUUCAGUUAGUACCUCUCCAUUUCACUCUGUUUUCUUCAGUAUUGUGCCUAAUGAACACAACCCUGCUGUAUGUACUGUUCUCUUCCUUCUGGCAUUACACACAUCACAGAGUCAGUUGUCCUUAUCAAUUCAUAACGUCAUGUCUUCCUUUCCUGCUCCUCCUGUUCUGUGUGAUUAGUCUGGCUUGCCAUACACCAAUCCCCCCCGCCCGGCCUCUCCAGGAAGCUUCACCCAUGGAACUCCUCCACAGCAGGCUCACCCA
Coregonus sp. 'balchen' is the source of this 13352-nucleotide messenger RNA. NCBI's taxonomy places the organism in Eukaryota, Metazoa, Chordata, Actinopteri, Salmoniformes, Salmonidae. The record is from the annotation of a GenBank genome assembly.